UUGCUGAGCUAGGAGUAAAGUAGUCUGCCAUUAUGCCGGCUGGACCAUUAACUAAAUAAAUGUUGUGUCAGGAAGCUGUUUAAGUGAUAUUUUCGCUUAUGUUAAAUUAGUAUAUUUUUAGGAAUUUUAUAUGUUGACAUCUGUGUUAUACAGAAGAUAUAUCUGCAAAUAAAUAGUGACUUGAGGUGACUCAGCAAUGAGUGGCAGUACACACACCCGAGUUCUCUGACGGACUGAACCUAUGAGGGAGUUGUAUGCAGACCAAGUAUAUGUGUGGUUAGCUUCAGGUGACAAGGGUGAUGGUGAGUGGCGCGACAUGGAGCUUAUCUGGAUCGUGAGAGUGCGGCGACAGUGGCAGGAGACUGUGUGUGCGAACAGGCGCGAGAGGAAGUACAGAAACAUGGAUGAAAACUUGAAUGACUCUGACAUUCUCAAAAAAACUGACAGCAUUCAAGUGAGCAGCCAAGUCGAUGAGACAAGUCCUGAAACGGUCAGCAAUUCAAAGUCCUUCCCGGAGACAGAAUUGGAAGAGAGAGCACAGCCCACAAAACAAGCGAAAGAUGACAGUGAAAGUGGUUUAGAUUUGCAAGAGCGUGCGGAUGUAGUGAUGACGGAGGACAAGGAAGGUGCUUGCUCCAACAGUACGCACUGCAGUAUCGAGAGGCCAAAAAAAGAAAAGAACUUGUCCAAAACAGAUAGUGUUUUUAUACUGUCAUCAGAUGAUGAAAAAGAAGCAGGAGAUUCCACCAAAGAAAGUGACAGACCAAUUACAGAGUCUGAAGUGGACAUGUUUUCCAGUCAUCUGAAUGACACUCAGGUCCAAAUGCAGUCUGAAUCCAUGGAUUAUGGAGAUAUGAUUCCAUCUUCACAGGAAGAUAGUGCUGAAGAUGUAUCCAGUGCACACAUUUCAAAUAAAAGGUUGGAUGACGGCACAAGCAGAAUACCUCAGGGCAAGAGAAAGCUGGAGAAUGUAGAUGAGCCUGAAUGUAAGAUGUUGUGUGUAGAGAAGCACCCGUCGCCAAACGAGCAACGCACACCUGCACAAUUUCCCAAGUCUGAUGUUACCUCUCAUAGAAAGGAAGCAGAUUCCAAUACUGAUUUUGAACCUGCAAUAAGAAAAAACUCUAAAGUAAUUGAAGAGUCUGAAAGUGAAGAUGAUAUGAGUGACAGAAAAGAUGAUAGUAAAAAUUUUAGUGAAGACAUGGAAACUAUAGAAAAAGAUAAAACUAUGAAGAAAAGUUAUAAAAUUCAUUUACUUCAUGAAAUUAAUGCAGAGAAAGGCAAUACAAGAGAUGAAAAAAUUUCACUUAAUGUUGCUGAUGAUAAAACAGGAUUAACAAAUGUUGAUAAUCAAGCUAUCAGUGCUGUGAAUAAUGUUUCAGGAGCAGAAAUUGCUGGAGAAGGUAGUUUGAGUGGCAAAACCCUAAGUAAUACUCAGAUGUUGAAUACAAAUAAAUGUGAGAGUAAACAAUUUCAGCUUAAUUUUGAUCCCAAAACCAAAAUUAAUAGUGAUUCACCAUCAUUGCUUGGUGAUGCAAAAUUGGAUACAUCGGAAACAUAUGAUGAUACACAAGAUAUUUUGGAAUUUAAUAAUAAAAUAUCUAAUGUGGCAGAUAUGGACAGCACAGAGUUGGACAAUUCUCCAGUAAUGACUGAAUCUGAUAUGUUUGCACCUGAUGAGGUAAUGGAAACAGAUGUUUCGGAACAUGGGAGAUCUAGUGCUUCAGUAGCAGAUACUGUUGUGCAAACAGAUAUGGCACAGUCAGAGAGCAAAGGAAAAUCAAACACAGAUGACUGUGUUGAAACUGAAAUGCCAAAGUUAAAUCUUGGUACAAAAUCUGUUUCACUUUCACAAAAUGUGGAAUUAGAUGUUUUAGAGCUUGAUAAUAAAUGUAAUGUACUAAACUUAAAUGAAGUCACUUUGUCAAAAUCACAUGUGUGUGCAGAUAGUACAUCAAAGUCAGAAGAUACAUCAGAAGGUUCAAAAACUUCACAGUUAAAUGCUGUAAUAUCAGAAGCAUUAAAGGUGGAAAAAGGGAUAUCAGAAACAUCCAAAGAAGAUGAUGUGACAUCAGAAGCAUUCAAGUUGUGUGAUGCAUUGCCUAAAGCCAUUAAGACGGAUAAUAAAACAGAAGUUACCCAGCCUGAAGGCGUGAUACCUAAAGUUUCCAAGUAUAAUGUGUCAAAGUCGGAGUUUGAAGGAUCACAGUCAAAAGAUACAAUAUUGGAAUAUUCCAAGUCAGUUCUAGUAUCAGAAGCUUCCAAGCUAGAAGAUGACACAGGACCAACCAAGUUGGAGACUGUGGUGUUAUAUUCGUCCAAAUCAGAUGACAUAUCAAAUUCAGGCAAGUCUGAGAAUGUACCAGAUACAGGCAGCUCGGAAAGUGCAUCAGGUGAAGGCAAGUCAGAUGUAUCUUCUUCAGAUGAUACUGUAAUAACACAUUCAUCACAGUCUAGUGAUAUGAGACCUUGUGAUCAAAAGUCAGAUCAUAUAAAUUAUGCUGAUAUUACUAAGUCAGAUUUAGAAAAAACAGCUUUCAAAAACUCUGACAAAUUAGGAACUGAUUUGCUAAAUUCGAGUGAGUUAAAAUCUAAAUUAUCUGAGUUAAAUGAGGUAAGUUCUGAUAGUAGUGCAAAAUAUAAUACUGUAAAGCUAGAUAAUGCAAAAAAUUUGAAAUUAUCUGAAUCUAGUCUACUUGUUGAAGAGGUUACAGUUGAGCCAGAAGUUGUAGCACAAAAAUCAAAAAAAUACCUAGAAGACAAACGUGUUUUUAGUGAAAAGUAUUCAUCAAGUCCAAUUAAACACGUGGAAGUUAACUUUGUACAUCCAAAAACAACACCUAGCAAAUCUAGUAAAUAUCUAGGACGGGUAAUAGAGGAUGAUGAAUUUGAUGCUGAUGGUAGUCGAAAAUCUAAUGAUCUUGAUGUGAGUGAUUCUCAGGAUUUAACUCUCUGCAUAUCUCUGUCACCAAAUACAUCCACCCAAAGUGCAGACGAUGUGCAACUAGAAAAAAGAUCCUUGAAAUCACAAUACAGCCAACACGAUAAAGAGAUGGAUAUUGUCGAAGUCAGUCCUGAAACCUUGAAGGAAAGGAAGAGCGAGGAGCAAAAUUCAAAACUGCCAACAUUUGAGAAAGCAAGUAGUGAUAGCAUCUUGUCUAAUGGGUUUGCUGACACUCAUGAGGUCAUGGUUUGCUGUUCAAGUGACAACAAAAUAAGUGAUUUGGAUAGUACAGCUAGCCGUAAUAGUAUCGUCAUCAUACGUGAGAGGGACAACUGUCCAGUUAGGAAGAAAGAGGACACCUCGACUAGUCCAGUGAAAAGAAAACGACUGAAUGAUAAUUCAGAUGUCAUUGAGUUAGUUGACAUCACAGAGACCCCACCUCAGCCUGAAGAUACGCACCAUAAAAAGAAACUUCGAACAUUGGAAAAUGAAGAAAAAAUGUCCUUUACUUCACCAGAACUUAGCAUAAUGGAAACUAACACUUCUUCCAUUGAUGUUGCAGAAAGUUCUUUUGAAAAUGAGGCUAUUUCACUCAGUGGAAAGGCAGCUGCUCUGAAAGAUGAUACUACAAUAAUGUACAGAAAAGAAGAUAUUACUUGUAAAAUGAAGAUUGUGUACAAAAAGCAUACAAAAGAAGUUUUAUCUGCAACUGUUGUGCAGUGUGAAUUAAAAGGUGACCAAUUCCGUGUCCCAAGAAGAUCUUCAGACCUGAGCCCUGGUUACAUGGCUGACAGCGAUGGCAAAACUUCCCCUGGUAGUGUAACAAGCACUGGUCCAUACGCACUGAUCCCAAAGCAGAUGUCUCGGUUUUCAACAGUGUCUUCGAGCUCUUCUGGAUCCAAUUUUGGUUCAUUUAAUGGUAAUGGAGAACCACCGAAGGAUUGUAAUACUUUCAAACUACCUCCAGUUGAAAAAAUGAAAGAAAGAUAUCUGUUUAGGGACGAUAACUUGGAAAAAAAUGGUCACCAGAUAUUUUCAACACCUGGUUCUCUCACUAGAAAUUAUAAUUUAAUGAUUCAGAUUUUAGACCAAAUUGCAGUAGUGGACAAUUUUAAUAUUUCAGAUAGUGGAUAUAAUGAAGAUUACGAAUCAAAGAAAUCUGGAUCAAAUUUUACUGACACAAAUGGACACUCAAAAACAGAACGUGAUGUGAAACCAUUUGCUGCAGAAAAUGGCACACCAAAAUCAACUAGGAAAUCACAGGUGCGCGUAGCCAAGCAGAGUGUUUCAAAAGUGAAAGUGAUAUCGGACAGCAAAGAAGAGAAAAGCCCAAGUGUUGUGGACUCUGGAGAGAAACCAGUUGAUUCUGACUUGGCUGCGAGGUCACCUCAAGUGGGGCGUAGCGGUCGCAGAGCAAGAAACAACCUUGAUUUAGAGGCCAGGAGGUCACCGGCCCAAAGUGCCACCCGCUCCAAGACUCCAGGAUCUUCUGACAGGAAGGCUGCCCACUCCGGGACAGGCCGGAGAAAGACAGGCUCGGAGAAAGGAUCGUUGGAAACUCAGGCUGUAGAAAACCCAAAGAUGCCAGAAGUGUACGAGAAGCCUUCGAGGCCAGAAACUCCUAAGAAAGAUAGUGUUUCCAGCGAGCCAAGGACACCAGAAGCAAUAGAUGGAGUCCGAGGUGAUCAAAUAGAAUCUGGUGCUUCUGUGUUUGCUCGUUGGACUGACAGGAAGUAUUAUUCAGGAAAAGUUAAAAAUAAAGUUCAGCGAGAUAAAUGGCUUGUUGAAUUUGAUGAUGGUAAUUCAAAACCACUCAUUCAAGACUUCAUCAUUGUUUGCACUGAGCUGAACCGAGGUCAGUCAGUCUAUGCAAUGAACAGACAUGGAGAAUUUCUCUCAGGUGUCAUCAAGGAUUUCAAAUUAAGUAAAGGUGAGGUUGUUUACGGCGUGGAGUUGGACGACACAGAAGAACAAUUAUUCGUGCCACGCUCCAAGAUCUCGUUGUCGGAAGAUCAAGCCAGCUUGUUGCGCGAGUCUGUGUAUGAUACAAGCUUCACGUGUCUCACACCCAAGAGUUUGUCAGCAGUAACUUUAGACAAUCUUGUAGAAGGGAAGCGAGUGCGCAAGUUACAAGCUCACUUGGAGCGCCCACAAACAUCAGGCACAUUGAGCAACUUAAAACCAAGAAGAGCACGUUCCGAUGCCAGUUCGUUGAGUGAUGCUGGAGACAAAGCAUCCUCUGCGUCAGAAUUUGUUGAAGGUGUGGAUCCAGAGAGUUACCCGUCUGUGGAGCUGGUUGUGACCAAAGGAAAAAGGAAAAGUAAACCUAAGGUGUCUGAAGAUCCUGAUAUUGUAUCUCUAUUGGGCCCUAUCCCGCCAGAGGGCAGCAACAUCUUUGCUGCAGGAUGCUUCCUGCUGACUUGCUCAGACAUUGACUACCAUGUUCACACCGCAGCCAAGAGAAGAACUCCAACUGGCAAGAAAGGCAAGAAAAUGAGCAGCGAUGAAUAUUCAGAGUUGUCUUCAUCUUCUGAUACCAAUGUGAGUGCAACACCGUUUGACAAAAAUCGUCUCACCAAACAGUUGACAGCUGGUGGGGGUGUAGUUUAUGAGAAUUUCAGUGAUGUUCCCGAGAAUAAGUAUACUAGCUGCAAGCUUAUUGCCAAUAAAACUCAGCAGACGGCCAAAUACUUGCUCUGCUUGGCGCACAACAUCCCAAUUGUUCAGCACAAAUGGGUCAUCGAAUCUGUCAAACAGGGUUCUAUGGAGGAGUGUAGUGGGUACUACUUGCAUGCUGGAUGGUCUCUUGAAGAUGGCAUGUAUAAAGAGUGGAAGAUCUCUCCACGAACAUCGAGGAAGCCUUUGCAGGACCUUUCUGUCUACAUUGUAAAUGAAGCUGGAAUAUUUUUUAAAUUCUGGAACAGAAUACUUACUGCAUUGGGAGCAAGUGCAACACACCUAGUAGAUUGUCAAGAUCUAGCAUCCAAACCAGACGUGAUUUUAACAGAUUUGUCCUGCCUUCAAGAAGUUAUACAGAAGGCAGAACUUUAUAAAAUCCCUUUGGUGUCGACCACGUGGGUUGUGCAGUGUUUGAUAAACUGGCGACGUUGUGGCUACAAUGCCCAUGUCAAGUAUCGUUACAAUGCGCCAGAUUGAUGUCGGCAGUUAUUGUAGGACAGCAGACUCAUGAAGUGAUGGACAUAAUCAAGACAAAGUACAAUUUCAUAUUUCAUACAGUACUGAAUACAUGUUGUAGUAAUGUGAGUCAUUUAUCUAAAUCACUUCCGAAUGUUUUUUUUUCUUUUGUUUCUUCUUUGUGUAUGUCAUGUAACUUUAUUGCUGUGAUGUGCAAGUUUUUAAGCCGUAAAAUUUUCUUAUUUUGUACUUCGGCUAAAUGUUCAUGUAGACUUAUUUGCUGAAUGUGAUUUUGUAAACAUUUCUCACAUUGUCAUGUGCAAAAAAUGUUUUUUAUCCUGGUGUAUCAGAGCAUAUUGCAUUCAUGAAAAAUAGUUAUUUCUGCAGCUCGCAGUGGAUUAAAUUGGAAUAUGACAAUAAAUCCAUACCCCAAGAGUAAGACAUCUCAAUUAAAAUAAUUGCAGUGUGUAACAAGAUAUCAUUAGCCCUUUAGUUAGAAUUACUUAUUAUAUUUUAUUGGCACUGCGUAUUUUUCCAUAUUAUGUUAGCAUUCAUUUUCUCUUGUGUUGUUUCUGCAUACAGUAGCCUCUACGUUUAAUUUAUUAUUGUGUAAAGAGCCUUUGAAUAUUUUCUACAAAUGCAUCCCAGAAGUAGUUGUGGCACUUUUAGUUCAGCUUCAGCAUCUCCAUGUGUGUUUGCAACUCUUAAAAUUUUAUAUUGUAGUGACAACAGUUAGCUGGCAUUGAAUGCUAAUCGGACAAGUAGUGGGAAUACUAGUUGUAGUACACGCUGACUUGGAAAACUGACAUAUUUCAUAAUUAGUACAUUGACUGAUACUUGUGUUAAUAUUGACUUGUUUUUCACAUUUCUUGUCAUUAUCAUUUAAGGGCUAUUCAUAUACAUUUAUCACAAUAGGUAUAAAGAAUAUUAUGUUAUAACUCUCUUUCAUUUCAUGUUCAUUUCUCUUUUGCAUUUUGUUUUUUAUCCAAAAUUUUGCUACCAGAUAUUUACUAAGUGUUAUUCUGUUAUAUUAAAUGUGAAUGAAUUGAUAAUGUAUAUAUAAGAAAGUAAUAAUUUUUUUUUGUACUUUAAUUCCUUUUUUUUUUAAACCAUAAUAGUAAUGAUUGGUCCUAUCAAAAAUACUUUUAGACAAAUGUUUUAAAUAAUAUUUUGAAGAUUAACAAUAAAUCUGAAUGGCUUUGAUAGUGUGUCUACUAAGGGAGGUAUGAAUAGUUUGGUCCUUCAACCCCUGUUUUUCCCUACCCUUGCCCCCUUGCUUGUUGUAUAAAAAAUUUAUUUUGACAAAUUUGAGAUAUAAUACCUUGAAAUGGAUGCAAUAUUUUCAUAUUAAUAGUGUUAUAGUAAUUUUUUGUCUGUCAAAAAAUUAUAUUCCUGCCCCUUUUAUCAGAUUUUCCCCAUUAAAUAUCUCAAAUGAUA
Messenger RNA from Bacillus rossius redtenbacheri, 7516 nucleotides. RefSeq lists its product as uncharacterized. The coding region runs from base 242 to 6100 and encodes 1952 amino acids. Gene Ontology annotation, biological process: positive regulation of transcription by RNA polymerase II; DNA damage checkpoint signaling. The record is from RefSeq and is a predicted model, not a curated record. NCBI's taxonomy places the organism in Eukaryota, Metazoa, Arthropoda, Insecta, Phasmatodea, Bacillidae. The transcript has 21 exons. Gene Ontology annotation, molecular function: histone binding. Gene Ontology annotation, cellular component: nucleus.